AUGGCACUAUUUCUAUUCUUCAUUACUGCACUAUGCUCAACACUGAUAAUUCCUAAGGCACAUCUAAAUCACAGGCUUUCUUAUCACAAAAAUGGGGCCAAGUUCAUCAACAGCUCUGUUAAUGAAAAUACACGGGUCGAUGACUACUUUGAUUUUCCUGACAGCUUCAGCUACCUCAGCAGCUCAGAAUACUCGCUGUGCAGAAAUUCAAACAACAAGCUAUACAUCUGUCCAAAGUCUAUCAAAUCUAUGGCUUGGAAGCUUGAAGACAUAAGAAGAGAAGUAAGGUUCAGAGAUCCUUACGGUGAUUGCCUUACAGUUGGGAUGCAUAAUCUUAAAGAUGAUAGCUAUAAUGUUGAGCUGAAGGAAUGCUCCGAGAAAAACCAAAAUCAAAUAUUCAUACUAUUUAGUGAUCAUGGUAAUAUCAAAACUUCAGAAAUUACAAGGAAAAACAUAAACAGUGUGCCAGAAAACGAAAAAAAUGAUUUUAGAAUGAAAAAUAUUAAAUUUAAAUGGUAUUAA
Molecule: messenger RNA, 522 nt
Organism: Vittaforma corneae ATCC 50505
Lineage: Eukaryota; Fungi; Microsporidia; Nosematidae
Exons: 1
Coding region: 1-522 (173 amino acids)
Source: RefSeq, a predicted model, not a curated record